Molecule: messenger RNA, 393 nt
Organism: Lichtheimia ornata
Lineage: Eukaryota; Fungi; Mucoromycota; Mucoromycetes; Mucorales; Lichtheimiaceae
Exons: 1
Coding region: 1-393 (130 amino acids)
Source: RefSeq, a predicted model, not a curated record
AUGCAAUUCACUGCCUUCUAUGCUCUACUUGCUGCAUUACUCUUGGCCAUCGCUGUCCAUGCCGCUCCCAUUCAAGAAAGUAAUACCCUGCAGCCUCAAGUAGGAUCCGAUAUCCGACGUCGAUCUCGUCAUGAACAUCACCAUGAAGAUGAAGGCGAGGAUGGCCCUGUGGAUGGCGUAGUUGAUGAUGCCGAAGAUGUUGUGGAUGAUGGUCCAGUCGAAGAUGUAGCCGAUGGUGUUGAUCUCGAUGACGAUCCAGUCGGAGACUUAGCCGAUGAUGCUGAAGAUGUAGUCGAUGAUGCUGAAGACGUCGUUGACGAUGAUGGCCCUGUGGAAGAUGUAGUCGAUGGUGCUGAAGAUGUCGUUGAUGAUGGCCCCAUUGAUCUCGAUUAG